CAGACUUUGAUAAGUUUUUUUAAUCUGGACGAGCAAUAGAAAUGUCAUGUAUGAAUGAUACGGAUAUAGGAAAAGAUGUGACGGCAUUGGUGGUGUUAACCGGAAUCCAGAUGUUUUUCUGUGUGACAAUAAUAGCUUCCAUUGCAGCGCUAGCUUUGUAUAUACGUCAACAGAUACUGUUGCUGCAGAGUUUGAUGAGAGCAAUUUUACUUCCCAUGACGAAUGAAGAGUUCACUGAAAAAGACAAUUGCCAAAAAAGUGAUGAAAAUGACACUAUAAAAGACACUGAUCCGAUCAAUCACGUGACUGCAGCGGAAGCGAGCUCACUUCCUAUUACAAAUCCAGUCAAGCUAAUCGGUGAUAUCGUCCAGCCGGACGGAACAAGGAAAGAGUGCAAAUCAGACAGCGAGUUGUCAAUCAAAAACAGGUUGAUUCUAUUGUCAAAACUACAAGCGGAUUUAAAAGACAAAGUGGUGUACGAAAGAUGUCGUCUUCCUUUUGAAAAUAUUAAUGACCUUGGAAAUGUCAGUCAGAUGCUGGAGGAAAUAUGA
Messenger RNA from Saccostrea echinata, 551 nucleotides. RefSeq lists its product as uncharacterized. The transcript is spliced from 3 exons. Lineage: Eukaryota; Metazoa; Mollusca; Bivalvia; Ostreida; Ostreidae. The coding region runs from base 42 to 551 and encodes 169 amino acids. The record is from RefSeq and is a predicted model, not a curated record.